AUGUCAGAAACCACAUUUGUCAAGAAAUUAGCUUCUAAUGAACGUCCUGUACGUGAAAGCGCCAUUGAAGCCUUGAAACAAUAUUUAUCAAGGGACAAGAAACUCUCUUUGUUGAAAUACCAGAAACUAUGGAAGGGUCUUUACUAUUCGAUGUGGUUUUCUGACCGUCCAAGACCUCAACAACGUUUGGCCAUGGUUCUCGGAAAGUUAUUUUCGGAGACCAUCCCAUUGAAUAGCUUCACCGUAUUUGUGGAAGCCUUCUGGUCCCUUAUCAUUCGUGAAUGGCCACAAAUAGAUCGCCAUAGAAUUGACAAAUUUUACUUGUUGUUGAGAAGAGUUAUAGGGUGUUGUUUUGAAAGAUUGAAGAAGGAAGAUUGGGAUGUCGAGCUAGUGAACAGUUACGUUGAAACCCUUCAAAAGAAUGUAUUGUCUGGUCAAGUUAAGAUCCCAUUGUCAUUAACAUUUCACAUAAUCGAUGUUUACAUAGAUGAGUUAGAAAAAGUCAUGUUUGAAGAUAUUAAUGACGAAGAGCUUGCAAACGAAGAUCUUGAUGAGGAAGAGAAGGAGAAAUUGAUGAAAGAAAUAAAUGAGCAGAAAAAAGAAAUACUCGAGGAAGUCCCAUUGGAUGAAUUAUUCAAAGUGUUUGGCAAAUUGAAACAGUCAACUGGAAUUAAAGUGUUGAAGGCCAAAAUAGAUGAAGAUUUGAUCGCUGAUGAAAGAAUCCAAGAAUGGAAGAUUAAAGUUGAAGAUGACAGUGAUAAUGAAGAAGAAGAAGAUGACGAGGAAGGUGAAGAAGAUGAGGAAAGUGAUGAAGAAUAUUUCCAGUAG
Saccharomycopsis crataegensis is the source of this 828-nucleotide messenger RNA. RefSeq names its product Rrp1p (gene RRP1). The coding region runs from base 1 to 828 and encodes 275 amino acids. The transcript is spliced from 2 exons. Gene Ontology annotation, biological process: rRNA processing. The record is from RefSeq and is a predicted model, not a curated record. Lineage: Eukaryota; Fungi; Ascomycota; Saccharomycetes; Ascoideales; Saccharomycopsidaceae. Gene Ontology annotation, cellular component: nucleus; preribosome, small subunit precursor.